GUGUUGUGGUAGGUGGUGAUUGGGCACUGGGAUCGCUAUGGUGCCGCUGACAUCGCCAUCAGCCUAAGUUUUCACCGCGACGGCCAGGAUCCUCGUCCUCACGUCGACUACCUUUCCACCCUUUCGCUGAACUGGAGAAUAUUGCACGUCUAGCUCGCGCCAAGUGUGGGAUGUCUGCAACCGAUUACCUUUCCUGCAGCGGACGAUGCUGCUAUUCAAAAAUCCGGCCAUAGGAUUUCAAGCAAAUCCAUGAAUGCGAUCAUGGCGUUUACACUUCGAACCCCUCCCUCAUCCAACCAUUGCGACAUCCCGAUCCCGAGACAUUAUCGCCGAAGCCUUCCAAUACGGUACCGGCAUUUGCUCACCCCAUCCCUCGUUAUUUUAUAUUCCUCUAUCUGUCUGGUUUGGGAUCCCCCUACAUCGUGGAAGAUAUUGGGCGAGUGGACAGGGCACAUGGGAUUCAUCGACACUCAUGACGGCUGGACACGAUGUUGAACCACUUUCCGGUUUCUUCCACCGGUUUCUGCUUCCGGUUUCCGUUCCGCUGGGCGAUGGAGUUACUUUGCAUUCAUCGGGGACUCGCAGCUUCGCUAUUUCGCUAUUUCUUCCUUGUCGAGCCGUCGGGUCGUUCAGCGGCGUUGGGGUUCCCCCGCAUCUAUCUCUUCACGUCGCGUUUUUUGGGGCACGGCAAAGAAGAGAUCCAGACGCACACAAAACCAAGACAGGGGAAAUAUCGUUUUCCGAUUUCGUUGCCCUUGGGCUGUGGAUCAUGAAUUACAAAAAGCUCGGGAUUGCGAGCGCGGGGACCGAGCGUUUUUAUUGUGGCGAUGCAUGGAAAUAGGCAUAUAGGAUAAACCCCUUUUAAUAAUAUGGCGACAUGACUACUUCCGGCUUUUCGGCUUUUCGGUCUAGUUCGGGAUUGAUUUGCUUUACUCGAAUGAAGAAUGAUAUCAAAGGUAUCAAAUGCGAUUUACAUUGCUCUAGCCCAUAGCCGCUACGGCUAAUAUCUCUAAACACCUUGCAAACGCCGACGGACAGUAGGGUGCUCGCACUUCUAUUAA
This is a messenger RNA of Eremomyces bilateralis CBS 781.70, 1061 nucleotides long. RefSeq lists its product as uncharacterized. The record is from RefSeq and is a predicted model, not a curated record. The transcript has a single exon. The coding region runs from base 254 to 841 and encodes 195 amino acids. NCBI's taxonomy places the organism in Eukaryota, Fungi, Ascomycota, Dothideomycetes, Eremomycetales, Eremomycetaceae.